AUGUCAAACUUGAGGAGGGUAUUGGAAAGGCAACAGAGAGAAGAGGAAGAAAUCCGGCGCAAACGUACUAUUGAAGAUCAGGAGGCCGAUGUAGAAGAGGAAGAAAUGCUUGCAGCAGUGAAGUAUGAUGCUGUUGGAGUUUUGGGUAUUCUCUCGGAGCAAAAACUUACAGCUGCUUUGCAGAUGCUUGCUUAUGAGGCAUCUGUAGAGCAGAUGGAUGAGAUUGCAAGGAUGGGAAAAUUAACUGCCCUAGAGUGUUUGGUGAGAUUCUGUGAUGUAGUGGAAAAUUUGUACACGAGGGAGUACCUUUGCAAACCCACGCUAAGGGACCUGCAAAGUCUUCUCCAAAAAGCUGAGGCUCGAGGUUUCCCAGGAAUGACUGGAAGCAUCGAUUGCAUGCACUGA
Molecule: messenger RNA, 405 nt
Organism: Prunus mume (Japanese apricot)
Lineage: Eukaryota; Viridiplantae; Streptophyta; Magnoliopsida; Rosales; Rosaceae
Source: RefSeq, a predicted model, not a curated record